AUGCGACCCAUUACCUUCGCAGCGACGGUGCUCGCCUCGAGUGGGCUGGCAGUGGCGAACCCGGCGAUCCUCGAGAGCCGCCAAGCCACUGGAUUGCACGCCGCCAUGGUUGCCAGGGGCCGCCAAUACAUUGGCACUUCGUUAACCGUCCGAAAUGACAACUCGGAGCAGAACAUUAUCAGGAACAGGAACGAGUUCGGGUCCAUCACGCCAGAGAACGCCAUGAAAUGGGACGCCACCGAGCCGAACCGUGGCUCCUUUUCCUUCGGAGCCGCCGAUCAACACAUGAACUUUGCCACUCAGAACGGCAAACAGGUCCGCUGCCACACCUUGGUCUGGUACAGCCAGCUCCCCGGCUGGGUGUCCAACAGCAACUUCAACAACGCGACCCUGAUCAGCGUCAUGACGAACCACAUCAACACCGUCAUGGGUCGGUACAGGGGCAAGUGCACGCACUGGGACGUGGUCAACGAGGCGCUCAACGAGGACGGCACAUACCGCGACAACGUCUUCCUGCGCGUUAUCGGCGAGGCAUACAUCCCCAUUGCCUUCCGCAUCGCGGCGGCCGCCGACCCGGCCUCAAAGCUGUACUACAACGAUUACAACCUCGAGUACGGCGCCGACCAUCCCAAGACGCAGGGUGCCGUCCGCAUUGCAAAGCUUGUUCAGUCCUGGGGCGUCAAGAUUGACGGCGUGGGCUUCCAGGGCCAUCUGGUCAGCGAGAGGACAAACACGCAGUCGACCCCGACCCCGUCCCAAGCCGUGCUCGAGAGCAGUCUCCGCGCCUUUACCAACCUUGGCCUUGAUGUGGCUUAUACAGAGAUCGAUAUCAGGAUGAAUACGCCGGCUACCGCGGCCAAACUGCAGGCUGCGGCCGAUGCGUACGCCCGCGUCGCCGCCUCGUGCUUGGCUGUGGAGCGAUGUGUCGGAAUGACAAUCUGGGGUGUCUCGGACAGGUACUCCUGGGUGCCGCAGACCUUCUCAGGGGAAGGGGCUGCACUGUUGUGGGAUAAUAACUAUAACAAGAAACCGGCCUACGACGCUUUUUUGAGAGCUAUCCAGACUACGAAUGUAACCGCCAGCGCAUAG
Molecule: messenger RNA, 1089 nt
Organism: Canariomyces notabilis
Lineage: Eukaryota; Fungi; Ascomycota; Sordariomycetes; Sordariales; Chaetomiaceae
Product: glycoside hydrolase family 10 protein
Exons: 3
Coding region: 1-1089 (362 amino acids)
Biological process (GO): carbohydrate metabolic process
Molecular function (GO): hydrolase activity, hydrolyzing O-glycosyl compounds
Source: RefSeq, a predicted model, not a curated record